AUGCCACAACCCUUGAGGGACGCCUCCGGGCGUUUUCUCCCAAAAGGCCCUUCUCAGGGCCAACCCAAAGGCCCUUCUCAGGGCCAACUUAAAGGCCCUUCUCAGGGCCAACCCAAGUCCCGGGAUGCUUCGGCAUCGGAGACCAGCCGCGCACCAUCUGCGGCAAGUUUGUUACGAGGCGGUGACAUGGUGUCGGACUUAUCUGACAACGAGUCGGUUUUGAGUGGCACGACUGGCGGUUCUACACGCCAGUCCAGAAAGCGGGCCUUCCUCAGGCAGGACUCGAGAGGCUCUCCGGACCAAGCGGAGAAGCCCCCAAAGCGGGCGGUUGUACAGGCGGACCUGGAGGAGAGGAUCGCUUCAAAAGAACAGCGGACCCGAACCACCAGAGCCAAGGCUGGCUACGGCGCCUCCAGCGUCCUCUACGCGGACCACUCCGUAGAGGAAAUGGAGCGCAUGGCUCUUGAGGACCAGGAGGAGAUCUUGGAGGUGGCAUCCAAGUCCUCCAAUCUGAAAGGGACCUUUCAGAAGGCCCUGAAAUGCCGGGCAGCGAGCUUGCUCGGCAUCGUAAAGGAGUUGGCGCAGCGCACCACCUCCGACGAAACGCGGCAACUGCAGGCGAAGGUGGAUCGCCUGCAAAAAGAGGUGUCGGCGCUGCACGCGCGCGUUGCCGAGCUCAUGGCCCGGCCUGAGGGGACGUCGGAAGGUCCAGCGUCAAUGCUCGCCCCCUCGAACCUUGAGGAUAUAAUCCGCAAGGUCAUCAUGGAGGAGAGGGCUUUCACCAGGGCCUGCUUCGCGGGCAUAGAGGACCGGCUUCUGCCAGAGAAGCGGCUCCGCCCUCCGCUCGCAUCGGAUAGGGUGCCUGAGAGGACCCCUGGCGCACCGGGUCCUUCAACGGCCCCAGCCCAGCGGGAGCAACCCAAGGGCAAAGGAAAGGGUAAGGGCAAGAAGACCACCCCGGCCGCCCCGACUGCCCAGACAGCCCCUCAAACCCUACCUAGGGAGGACCCACUCCUUCCCUCCACCACCCCUUCUAACCAGCCGUGGGUGAAGGUGGUGUCGAGGAAGAAGAAGGGGAAGAAGUCGGCCCCCAAGCCCCCUGCAGUCAAGCCUGCAGCCGCAGUGGAAAAGAGGAAGAAACUCCCUCUUCCUCCAAAAACCGCAGCCGUGGUGGUCACGUUGACCCCAGAGGCAGCACAGCGAGGGGAGACGUACGAGUCUGUGUUGAGGCGGGCUCGUACCAACGUUGACCCCGCGCAACUCGGAGCGGGUAGGGUCACGUGCCGGAAGACCCAAACGGGGGCUCGUAUCUUCGAGUUCUCCGGGGCCCAAGGUGGAACCAAGGCGGAACUCUUUGCGGCGAAGCUCAGAGAGGCUGUCGCAGACACGGCCAAGGUCUUGAGGCCGGUGAAAUGUGUGGCUCUUGAGGUGACCGAUCUCGACGACACAGUCACCCAAGAAGAGGUAGUAACCGCGGUUGCGGCGGCGGGGGGCUGCGCCGUCGAAUCGAUCAAGGGCCGCGCCAUUAGACCAGGCCGCGGGGGUAUGGGCACGAUGCGAUUGGAGUGCCCCAUCGCGUGUGCCAAGGCGGUCCUCGCCAAGGGUCGCCUGCCAGUGGGGCUUAGCUCGGGUGGUGUCCGAGCGCUUGAGGACGAGCCGAUGCGCUGUUUUAAGUGCUUCGGCAUCGGUCACACCCGGGCUCUUUGUCCGUCGUCUGCCGAGCGCAAGGAGCUGUGUUUCCGCUGCGGUAAGGAGGGGCAUAGGUCGGCCACCUGCAGGGCUACUGCUCCGCAUUGCGCUGUGUGUGCUGCCAACGGUCGUCCAUCUGACCACGUGAUGACAGGAAGGAAAUGCCGUCCUCCCCUAAAGAAGGGCAAAGCGCAGGCGCCGAUGCGACCUGCCACUACUGCUGCCGCCACUGAAGCCCCAGUUCCAGUGCUGGUCACCGAGGGAAGUGCCAUGAACACGGAUUAA
Spodoptera exigua (beet armyworm) is the source of this 1974-nucleotide messenger RNA. The record is from the annotation of a GenBank genome assembly. Lineage: Eukaryota; Metazoa; Arthropoda; Insecta; Lepidoptera; Noctuidae.